This is a messenger RNA of Scomber japonicus (chub mackerel), 2512 nucleotides long. RefSeq names its product mical-like 2a (gene micall2a). The record is from RefSeq and is a predicted model, not a curated record. Gene Ontology annotation, molecular function: protein binding. The transcript has 18 exons. NCBI's taxonomy places the organism in Eukaryota, Metazoa, Chordata, Actinopteri, Scombriformes, Scombridae. The coding region runs from base 41 to 2512 and encodes 823 amino acids.
ACAGUAACAGGACGCAGCUGCAGCAGGACUACAGCAGUUCAUGGUCAAACCCCUAAACAGAGACACUUUGUUUUUUUAUCUCCUUUUCCUCCGGCUCCUCCACACACUGAACCCUCCGCCUGUUGCUCACUUUGUCUGUGCGUCUCUUGUGCUGUGUGCUGGGAGCAUGGCUGCCAUCAAAGCGUUGGAGCAAUGGUGUAAAAUCCAAUGUGAAGGUUACCGAGAUGUGGUCAUCACCAACAUGACGACUUCAUUCAGGAGCGGGAUGGCUUUCUGUGCUCUCAUCCACAAGUACAGACCGGACCUGAUAGAUUAUGACUCACUCAGAAUGGAGGAUGUGUUUGAGAACAACAGCUUGGCUUUUCAGGUCGCAGAGGAGAAACUGGGGAUCCCAGCUUUGUUAGAUGCAGAGGACAUGGUGGCUUUAAGGAUCCCAGACAGGCUCAGCAUUCUUACCUAUGUCUCCCAGUACUACAACUACUUCAAAGGACAGCCUCCCAUGGGAGGUGUAAAAAGGCCAGCAGAGGGCUCCAAGGAGGAGCCAUCAGAGAAGAAAAAUCUCCCUGUGGUUGCCAAAAUCUUUGUGUCUAAAACCACCAACAAUCGUUUCUCUCCAACUCGUACAACUCAGACCUCACCUAAGUUGGCCCCAGCUGCUCCUCAGAAGGCAGUUGUGGCAGAAAAUGCCAACAAAAAUGGGACUCUCAACAGCAAAUGUGUUGCUUGCAAGAGUCAUGUUCAUCUGGUUCAAAGGCACUUUGUGGAAGGCAAGCUCUAUCACAGAAGCUGCUUCAAAUGCAGCGAAUGCUCCAGUGUGCUCCAUGCAGGAGGCUACAAACCCAGUAAAGAACCAGACACUUACAUCUGUAACGCCCAUCAGAACAGUUGCAAACAGUCCUCCUCUGAGAUCAAAAACGGGCCCACCAGUUCAUCUGGGCAACUAAAUAGUGCCAGCAAAGCCCAGCCUGCACCACGCCCCUCUUCUGUGCUGACAGCCCCACUAGAUAUUGUUCUGAAGCCAGUCAGUGCCAGUCAACCUACAAAGUCAUGGACAACCUCAGCCCAGCGGACCCAGGCGGCUCGGCAGAGGUUUUUCCAGGCUGCGCUGCCUGCCACAGAGGCCUCAACAGACGACAGGAAGCCUACAGAGCCCUUAAAUGGGUCAGGAGGGCCGAAGGUCUCACUGAGUCCUGAUGAUGAUGAGAAGAGCAGAGCCAGGACACUAACUGGGAAGAAACUAGCAGAGGAAAAUUGCAACAAUAACAACAAACGCCCAUUCACCGUCCGAUCAGCAGAGAGAAGGUUUGGAUAUGAGCCAAGUUCAGCUGACAACCCCAGUCUGAGAAAGGAUAAAUACAGCCAAGGCCCAGCAGGAAACUUGGCAGGACAGCUCUCCACCAGCCAGACAAACAAUAAGGAAUCGCCACAUCUGAAGACCAUCAACAAAGACAACACAAGGCCAACAACUGUACACACAACCGCCAAAGAUCCAGCCUACGAGUGGCAAACAAACCUCAAACCUGUGAAAACGAGAAUGCAGAGUCAUCGAGCUUCGCCCAUCUCUGUUAUUGUUGACUGGCUCAGAGUUCAUCCGCUUGCUCUAGAUGCUGAAGCCUCUACCGAGCAACAUAAGCCUGGAUUCAUGUCCACAGCAUCCCCGAAUGUCUCCAUCAGUGCAACAAGGCCUCCCCCAGCUCCAACACCCGCAGCACCACCAGUUAGCUUUGCUCCGUUUGAUCCUGCACACUUCAGAGAAGUCACUCCCCAGAAACCUCAGCAUGACUCUGGAAACCUGGCUGUUAAACAUGGGAGUCACUCGCCUGUAAAAUCCCCACCAAGACAGCCAGCUGUAGAAUCUAUUAGCUCUUCAACCACUGCUCCAGCCGGUUACGGACAUCCGUCAGGUGCUAAAAAGGGAAAGUAUUUGUCACCCACCAACGCCUCCAGGACUGAAAUGAGGUCACCCUCUGUGAAGUCUCCUAAUGUCCUGGUGGAGCAGAUUGAGAGGGAGCUGAUUGAUAUUGAGACAAACCUGGCACAAUUGGAGAAGGAGGGUGUGGAGCUGGAGAAGAAACUCCGCAGUUGUGAGGAAGAGGGAGAGGGGGACAUACUGAUGGACCCACUGAUGGUUGACUGGUUCAACCUCAUUCGAAGGAAGCAGAUGUACAUUAGGAAGGAGUCAGAGCUUGUAUACAUAGCCAGGACGCAGGAGCUGGAACAGCAGCAGCCAGGUGUUGAAGGGGAACUUCGCAGGCUGCUGGAGAAGCCAGAUCAUUUAAAGUCCACAGAGGAGCAACAGCGGGAGAAGAAGUUGUUGCAGAGACUGAUGGAGAUUGUGGAUGGCAGAAAUGCAAUUGUGGAGGGUCUGGAUGAAGACAGGCUGAGGGAAGUGGAGGAGGAUCAGCAGUUGAAUGAAAUGAUGCAAAAUCUUGGAUUAAAGAAAGCCAAAAAACACAGGAAAUCCUCCAUUUCAAAACUGUUCAGACGAAGGAGUAAGAGACGAGUGGAAUAA